Messenger RNA from Hippopotamus amphibius kiboko, 1294 nucleotides. RefSeq names its product BUD31 homolog (gene BUD31). NCBI's taxonomy places the organism in Eukaryota, Metazoa, Chordata, Mammalia, Artiodactyla, Hippopotamidae. The transcript has 6 exons. Gene Ontology annotation, cellular component: spliceosomal complex; nucleus. Gene Ontology annotation, biological process: mRNA splicing, via spliceosome. The coding region runs from base 412 to 1233 and encodes 273 amino acids. The record is from RefSeq and is a predicted model, not a curated record.
CGCGCUGCCGGGCAACAGGGUCCCCAGCCCACCCCCGGCCGGGGGAGGCGCGUGAACCUGCCAGUCACUCCCUCCGGAAGUGAGGGCAAAAGGCGACAGCGGCUCUGGAAUGCUAUACAGGCAGAGCUGCGGACACCUAAGAAGACGCAAUCUCCGCGCUAGGUGGGGCGGGGCUCCGCGAGGACCUCAUCCUGAAGGGAUAACUUGGGAAGCGAAGGUUGUCAGUAGAGAAGGGGCGUCCGGUGGCAACGGAGGACCUGACAAGAUUGAGGACCAGAGAGGGAAUGUGACCUCUCCAAAGUCACAGCUGGACAAGAACCUAAGUCUAUAACUGAAGAGACCAGAGAUCUUUCUAUUACACUCUUGGGAAACAGACCCUAAGAUCUUUGCAGAUUAUCUUCUGGGGAAAAAAUGCCUAAAGUCAAAAGAAGCCGGAAAGCUCCCCCAGAUGGCUGGGAGUUGAUUGAGCCAACGCUGGAUGAAUUAGAUCAAAAGAUGAGAGAAGCUGAAACAGAACCUCACGAGGGAAAGAGGAAAGUGGAAUCUCUGUGGCCCAUCUUCAGGAUCCAUCACCAGAAAACCCGCUAUAUCUUUGACCUCUUCUACAAGCGGAAAGCCAUAAGCAGAGAACUGUAUGAAUAUUGUAUUAAAGAAGGCUAUGCAGAUAAAAACCUGAUCGCAAAAUGGAAAAAGCAAGGAUAUGAGAACCUAUGCUGCCUGCGGUGCAUUCAGACACGGGACACCAAUUUUGGGACGAACUGUAUUUGCCGGGUCCCCAAAAGCAAGUUGGAAGUGGAGCAAGGGUGUACACUGAAUUUGCAUAAAUUAAGCCCACACAGAGGUGUAACUGCAGCAUCAACAGCAGCUGUUUCCGUUUUCACAAGGGAACCAAGUUUUCCCCAUUCAGCACUGUCACGGAGGGUUUCUGAGGAGGGUCCUGUGGGGAGUGAGUGUCCUGUGGGGAAUGAAUGUCCAGUGGCCACCCUUCCCGCAGGAGGAUUCCUGCGUGUGGGCGUGUGGCCCGCGGCAGGGGCGCAGGGUCUCAACUGUCCUCUGUUUGCAGGGCCGGAUCAUCGAGUGCACACACUGCGGCUGCCGGGGCUGCUCCGGCUGAGACCGGCGGGCCCCGACCCCCUGUCCGCCCUGGACCCUGGACUGCGCAGGUUUCUCCCUGUCAACGCCACCCUUUCCUGGGAGCAGCUCUUCCUCAGAGCGGCCCCCCAGGCCCGAUAGGAGCAUGGUCCCUACGUGUGAAGGCUUUGGUGUUUGUCAGCUGUGAUUUGUAGAAAUAAAA